Messenger RNA from Pleuronectes platessa (European plaice), 2545 nucleotides. RefSeq names its product NLR family CARD domain-containing protein 3-like. NCBI's taxonomy places the organism in Eukaryota, Metazoa, Chordata, Actinopteri, Pleuronectiformes, Pleuronectidae. Gene Ontology annotation, molecular function: protein binding. The coding region runs from base 1166 to 2530 and encodes 454 amino acids. The transcript has 5 exons. The record is from RefSeq and is a predicted model, not a curated record.
GGACCACAGACUGAGAGCAGAGUCUCCAGGGUCCAGCUGUCUGUCUCUGAAGAGUGACUGGUCCAGAUUAGAGCCUCUAAACUUCAGUAAUGAACCUGGACCCUCACACACAGAGGAGAGGAAGAGGAGUCAUGUUUCUGAGGAGGAGCAGUCGUCCUGCUGUGCUUUGUGUCAGGGCGUCCUGAAGGAUCCAGUCUCCACCAGGUUUGGACACUGGUUCUGCAGACAGUGCAUCACCUCAUACUGGGACCAGUCUGGCUCUUCAGGAGACUCCUCCUGUCCCCAGUGUGGACAAAGACCCAGAAGAGGAGCUGGAGCUCAGACAGCCGCAGAUCGUGGUCUGCAGGAGGUUUCAGAUGAACAUAAGCUCAGUCUGAGGAGGAGAUGUGAACAUGUGACUGAAGGAAGUGAUGAAACAGGAAGUAGAACCCUCCUCAACAGGAUCUACACUGAGCUCCACAUCACAGAGGGACAGAGUGAAGAGGUUAAUACUCAACAUGAGGUGAGGCAGCUUGAGACGGCUUCCAAGAAGAAGAUCCUCCACGACACUCCCAUCAAGGUCCACGACAUCUUUAAAGCCUCCACUGACCAGCAGAGCAGCAUCAGAGUCGUCCUGACCAACGGCGUCGCUGGCGUUGGAAAAACCUUCUUGGUGCAGAAGUUCACUCUGGACUGGGCAGAGGGUUUAGAGAACCAGGAUGUGGGUCUGCUGGCUGUGCUUUCGUUCAGGGAGCUGAACCUGGUGAAGGACCAGCAGCACAGUCUUCUCACGCUGCUCCAUGUUUUCCAUCCAGAGUUACAGAAGCUCACAGCAGAGACGCUCGCUGUCUGUAAACCUUUGUUCAUCUUUGACGGCCUGGAUGAAAGCAGACCUUCUCUGGACUUCAACCACAGGGAGCUUGUGUCUGAGGUCACACAGAGGUCAUCAGUCAACGUGCUGCUGACCAACCUCAUCCGAGGGAAUCUGCUUCCCUCGGCUCUCGUCUGGAUAACCUCCAGACCUGCGGCGGCCAAUCAGAUCCCUCCGUCAUGUGUCGACAGGGUCACAGAAGUACGAGGCUUCACUGAGGCCCAGAAGGAGGAGUACUUCAGGAGGAGAUUCAGUGAUGAAGAGCUGUGCAGCAGAAUCAUCUCACACAUCAAGACGUCCAGGAGCCUCCACAUCAUGUGUCAAAUCCCAGUCUUCUGCUGGAUCAGUGCUACAGUUCUGGAGCACAUGUUGACCACAGACCAGAGAGGAGAGCUGCCCAAGACCCUGACUGACCUGUACUCACACUUCCUGCUGGUUCAGACAAAGAGGAAGAACAACAAGUACGGUGAGGGACAUGAGACGACUCCACAGCAGCUGACGGAGGCUGACAGGGACGUUCUCCUGAAGCUGGGGAGGCUGGCACUUAAACAUCUGGAGGAAGGAAACAUCAUGUUCUACCAAGAAGACCUGGAGCGGUGUGGUCUUAAUGUCAGACAGGCCUUGGUGUACUCAGGAGUUUGUACUGAGAUCUUCAGAAGAGAGUGUGUGAUCUUCCAGAAAUCAGUCUACUGCUUUGUUCAUCUGAGCGUUCAGGAGUUUCUGGCAGCAGUCUACAUGUUCCACUGUUACACCGAGAGGAACACAGAAGAACUCAAGAACUUCUUGGGAACAUGUGAGGACACAGACAGUACCUCAUCCCUGGAUGACCUCCUGGAGAGAACCAUGGAGAAAUCCCUCACCAGUACAAAUGGUCAUCUGGACCUGUUUGUUCGCUUCCUUCACGGCCUCAGUCUGGAGUCCAACCAGAGAGUCUUAGGAGGCCUGCUGGGUCGGACAGGGAACAAUCCAGAGAUUAUCCAGAGAGUCAUCAACAGCCUGAAGGAGAUGAAGAGUGAUAACAUUUCUCCUGACAGAAGCAUCAACAUCUUCCACUGUCUGACUGAGAUGAACGACCACUCAGUUCAUCAGCAGGUGAAACAGUUCCUGAUGUCAGAGAACAAAUCAAAGGAGAAACUCUCUGAGAUCCACUGCUCAGCUCUGGCCUACAUGCUGCAGAUGUCAGAGGAGGUUCUGGAUGAGUUGGACCUGAAGGAUUUCAAAACAUCAGACCAGGGUCGAGUGAGACUGAUUCCAGCUGUGAGGAACUGCAGGAAGGCUCGUGUCCGUGGUUGUGGACUCUCAGAGACUCACUGUGAAGUCGUGGCCUCAGCUCUGAAGUCAGACCCCUCACAUCUGAGAGAACUGGAUCUGAGCUUCAACAACCUGGAGGAUUCAGAAGUGAAGCUGCUGUGUUCUGGACUGGAGAGUCCAAACUGUCGACUGGAGACUCUGAGGUUGUGGAGCUGCAGACUGUCAGAGAUCAGCUGUUCUUCUCUGGCUUCAGCUCUGAGGUCAAACCCCUCUCAUCUGAGAGAACUGGAUCUGAGAGGAAACAACCUACCGGACUCAGGAGUGAAGGAGCUGUUUGAUCUUAAGAAGAGUUCAACCUGUCGACUGGAGACUCUGAGGUCAGUAGAUGGUUGGAGUCAGUCCACGCUGCUUUCAUCAGUAUUUUACUAAACAUAGUCAGUAUCA